GGGGGGGUGCUUUCUCCUGCAGAGAAAGACAUUCACACGGGGAGCAGCCCAGGGCAGAGCGGGUGUGAGGGGCACUCAGGGUCCUGUCCAGCUCCUGGCCCUAGGAUGCUGCUUCCCACCAGCGGGCACGCAUAGCAGUCGGAGAUGGCACCAGGCAUGAGUCUUUUCUUCGCAGUGGCUGGAUUGCUGGCGGCAACCCUCUCAGGUCUCCCAUCUCCAGCCCCAUCUGGCCAGCCCAACACCACCAGGGCAGAGAGCCAGUCCUUGGAGACAGGGGAAGUGCUCCAGGUCCGCCUGGUGAAUGGGAGCAGCAGGUGCAACGGGACGGUGGAGGUCUGGCUCGGGCUGUCCUGGAAGCCAGCAUGCGGGGCACUCUGGAACACCUACGCAUCCAAGGCAGUGUGCCGCUGGCUGGGCUGUGGCGAGUCAGAGCUGCUGGAAGAACCCAUCCCGCCAACCCCGGAGCUGACCCCCAGUCCAGCCACGGGGAACACCAGCUGGGCCCCCAGUGUCACGAGGGCCCUGGUGCCCACGAUCCGAUGCAGCAGCCCUGAGUGGCAGCUCUGCGAGGUGGUGGAGCAUCCCUGCAGCGACGAGGGGCUGGUCCAGGUCACUUGUGCAGAAAGCCGAGAUUUGAAGUUGGUGGGCGGUGGCAGCCCAUGCGAGGGCCGCGUGGAGAUGCUGGAGCACAGCCAGUGGGGUUCUGUGUGUGAUGACACAUGGGACCUGGAGGAUGCCCAUGUGGUGUGCCAGCAACUGAGCUGCGGCUGGGCAGUGCAAGCCCUACCAGGCUUGCACUUCCCCCCUGGCCAAGGACGCAUCCACCGAGACCAAGUCAACUGCUCCGGGUUGGAGAACUACCUGUGGGACUGCCCAGGGCUGCCAGGAAACGGCUACUGUGGCCACAAGGAGGAUGCUGGCGUGGUGUGCUCAGAGCACCAGUCCUGGCGCCUGACCGGGGGCACUGAUCCCUGCGAGGGGCAGGUGGAGGUAUACUACCGAGGGGUCUGGAACACAGUGUGUGACAGCUCGUGGUACGAACCGGAGGCCAAGGUGCUCUGCCAGGACUUGGGCUGUGGGACAGUGGCCCGGAGGCCCAAGGGGCCGCCCCAUUCCCUGUCCGGCAAGAUGUACUACUCAUGCGAGGGAGGGGAGGCCGCCCUCUCCGAAUGCUUCUGGCGCUUCAACAACUCCAACCUCUGCAGAGAAUCACGGGCAGCCAGGGUCCUCUGCUCAGGUGCCUGGAGUCUGCUCAAUCUGUCCACUUCUGAAGCCCCUGCAAGGGAUCGGCUGGUCACUGUGGAGCCUUCUGUGAUGGUGAAAAUAAAGGACUGGACCUCUCGAGAAAUAAUGCUCCUCAUCUCCUGCAUCAUUCUGGGAGUUCUCCUCCUUGUCUCAUUCAUUUUCAUAGCCUUAAUCCUCUUGAGAAUUAAAGGAAAAUAUGCCCUCCCCCCUAUGGUGAACCACCAGAGCCUUCCCACCACCACCCCGGCAGGGAUGGAAAGCUGUCAAGAGGUCCCCAUUACCAUCGCCAAAGAAGAAGUUCCCAAGCUGCCCAUCCCGGUCCAGGCCCUGCCCCCCGAAGACUCCGGCUCGGACUCAGACUAUGAGCACUAUGACUUCAGCACCCAGCCUCCCGUGGCCCUGACUACCUUCUACAAUUCCCAGCGGCACCGCUUCACAGAUGAGGAGGUCCAGAAGAACAGGUUCCAGAUGCCCCCCUUGGAGGAAGGCCCAGGACUGGAAGAAAUGCAGGAUUCCCAGGUCCCACCUGACAACCCUGGACAAUGCAAAGCACAGACCCCCUCCCUGGGCUCUCAGCAGCCCCCCAGCAAAAGAGGCUCCAGCACGUCUUCUGGGGAAGAGUACUGUAACAGCCCCAGCAGCAGGCUACCUCCAUGGAACUCUCACGUGUUUUCUUCAGAGCAGAAGCCCCUCCUGGAGCCGUCCCCGAACUUGGAGCUGGCUGGCUCCCAGACAACUUUUCCAGCAGCACCCUCGGCUGAUGACAGCUCCAGCACCUCGUCCGGAGAGUGGUACCAGAACUACCAGCCGCCGCCCCAGCUCCCUUCUGCUGAGCAGUUUGGAUGUGCAGGGUUCCCCAGACCCCCGUCUGACUCCUCCUCUGAUGAAGACUAUGAUGACAUCGGAGCCGCCUAGCCCGAGCCCAGAGUGGCUCCGUGUGCUCCCUCUGGGACUCCUGCUCUGCCUCCUCCCCCUGACCCACCUCCCGCCCUUCGUCCUUCCGGAUCAUCCAUCCAUCAAUAGAAGCUGCCGGCACCGCCCUUCCCGGCCCCAAACAGCAGCCCCAAGGCAGAGGCGCUGCCUUGGAGAGGUAGUGAGCUCUCCGCCUCAGGAAUGAACAAGCAAUCUGGACCACCUCUUGGCAGGCCGAAUGGAGGGGUUGGACUGGAUGAGUCCCGAGGCCCCUUCCAACCCUCGGGUGUCUUAUGCUCUGGUCCCCUGGAUCUCUGACAGCUCAGGGCCCGGAGGUACUUCCAGAGGUGGGGAGGCCCCUGUGCUGGGGCUGUCGGGCUGCCGUUGCCCUGAUAGAUGGGUGCAGGUGUUGCGGAAGCCACCAGCAGACCCUGGCUUCGUUCACGUUGGUAACUGCAGCCAACAGGGAGUCUGGUCUUCCUGGGCACAGUCAGCUGACCUUGAGCAGGACCAGUGCCCCCCCGCCCCCACCCCCGCCAGGGCCUGAGACCCGCUCUGCCUCUAGUGACUGUCGGAGCCCGGGAGGGGCUACAACCCUGUUCUGCAGUAACCAUCGCUGGACAGUCAAUCCUUGUUCUGAGUUUCCUAAGGUUUACAAAGAGGGUCCCUAGGGACAGACUCAGAGUGGGGGCAGAAGCCACAGAGAUGUCUUCCAGAAGGAGCCCAGAGGCUGCACAAAGCCCGGAGUCCCCAUCUGUCUGCUUGGAUGGGUGGGCGCCUCCCUAGCGAACACACAAACAUCAGUGUUAUUCCUCGAGCCACCAGUGUGUCCACGCAGCCUCCCGGGAGAUGUCUGAGGGCUCAGGGCCAGCUUCUGGUGUCUUACCCUGAGUAUCCCGAGAUUAAACUAAUUGCUGAAUAAAA
Molecule: messenger RNA, 3081 nt
Organism: Phacochoerus africanus (Common warthog)
Lineage: Eukaryota; Metazoa; Chordata; Mammalia; Artiodactyla; Suidae
Gene: CD6
Product: CD6 molecule
Exons: 13
Coding region: 145-2160 (671 amino acids)
Cellular component (GO): membrane
Source: RefSeq, a predicted model, not a curated record